CAGACACGGACGACAGCGAUAUGGAGGGGACGCUCUCCAACAUCUCCCGUCAGGUAAUGCGGCCCCCAGGCUGCUCUGGCAAGGCCAAGAGGGGCCACCUCUGCUUCGACGCCUCCUUCGAGACAGGUAACCUUGGGCGUGUGGACUUUGCGGCCGAGUACGACUACGACCUCUUCAUCCGGCCGGAUACCUGCAAUCCUCGCUCAAGACUCUGGUUUAAUUUCUCCGUCGACAACGCCAAGGCUGAUCAGCGUUCCAUCUUCAACUUGGUCAACCUUCACAAGUCUCGCAAUCUCUUCUGUGAGGGCCUCACCCCGCUCGUCCGCUCCACAUCCCGUCCCAGGUGGGUGAGGAUGCCGGCAGAGAGCGUGUACUACUACCAAUCAGAGCAGCACAGAGGCCACAACAUCCUCAGUUUCGCCAUGUGUUUCGACGUGGAGCAGGACGUCUAUCAGUUUGCCCUCACCUUUCCCUACUCCUACGCCCGCCUCCAGGCUUUCCUCCAGCUACACGACGCCAAACGCCUCACCUGCUACUGGAGACACACCCUCGCUUAUACUGUGAUGAAACGCCGAUGUGAUGUAUUGACUAUCACCAGCCCCCACAACUACAAGGGACCCGUGCAGGCUAUGGCGGAGGCUCGCGGGGCGGCCGUCGAAGCCUCCACGAAGGUCCUUCCUACUACCUCCCUCCGCGACGACGAAGAGGACGACGAACCGGUGCCUAUUCCGCUAGGCGGCCGUGUCCCCAGGCGAGUGGUAGUGGUGAUGGCUCGCGUCCACGGGGGAGAGUCCCCAGCUUCUUUCAUCGUCCAGGGAAUGGUGGAACUUCUGGUCAGUGGUUCGAGUGAAGCCAACACCCUGCUCGAACACGUAGUCUUCAAGAUCAUCCCCAUGAUGAACCCUGAUGGUGUCUACCUAGGUAACUACAGGUCGACUCUGAUGGGAUUCGACUUGAACCGGUCAUGGGGCGAGGCUAGUGAGUGGGGGCACCCAACCGUUUAUGCUGCCAAGACCCUCCUUCAGGAGCUGGACCAAGCGCAGUGGUGUGAGCUGGACUUGGUCCUGGACCUCCACGCUCACUCCUCUCUCCUGGGCACCUUCGUCUACGGAAACUCAUACGAUGAUGUCUACAGGCACGAGAGACACAUUGUAUUUCCUAAGAUGUUAAGUCACUCCUGUGAAGAUUACAGUCACGGCAACACUAUCUACAACAAGGACCCCGCCAAGGCUCACUCCGCACGCAGGUGGUUGUGUAACAACUUGAAGGACUCGGCCAAUGUGUACUCCAUCCACACCUCUAUCUACGGCUACAGGAACCAGCGAGGACACAUUAUCCCAUACACCGAGGAGCUCUAUCUGCGAACAGGUCGCAAUAUCGUCAUGGCGGUGUUGGACUACUACCAGUUUUUGGGGCUGAUUCCCUACACUCAGCCCUCAGCCCAGCCCCUCCACGAUCUUCCCAGGGGUAAGGGUCCCGCCAGCCCCCCUCUACACACCAGACACUCCCGCCUUCAUCUGGGCGUCCAGCAGGUGCGGACUCCGCAGGGAUCAGUCAGAAGCAAAUGGUCACCAGGCAGCAGGGAAAGGGGCCCACGGGCACUGCCCAAACCCACUGGUGUUAAGGACCCCGUGGGCAGCGAGGCAGCAGGAACGGACACUGCUGCCAGUGGCAGCACUGACGAUGCCUCCUCUGUGAGUAGCGACAGUGAAGAGCUCAGUGACACAAGUGGCCUGAUGGUCAGAAUCAAGCAGAAGGCUGCGUCAGCAGAUGAGGAGGAUCUCGGGUACGCAAGGCGCUAUGCGCAUGACCGUACGGAUAGGCCGGCCCGCCUGCCUGUGAGUCGUGCCAGAGACGACAAUUCCAGGACUCUUAAUGGACGAGAUAAACGACGAACGAGCCGUAAAACACGUCAUCCCAGGACGACAUACAUGACACUGUUUCCAGAGCAGGACAACAGCCACCCGACCCGCUCUGACGACGACACGCGGAGUCUACCCGAUCUUCCGUCGCUGACCGCUUCAUUACCGACGUUGCGGACGUCUCGUGGCAGCCGCCACCGUCCGCCAUUACAUGUAGUCAGCCACCACGUUCGCCCGACGACCCUCAUGUGGCAGGACCUCCAACAGCCAUUCCAGCACAGAGACAUCAAACUCUCCUACAGGUACUACGACUUCCGACGCUUGACACGACCGCGCAAGAAACGCCACAAGAGGAAAACAAAGAGUCGUUCCCCAAGUCGAGCCCGAGCCCAACGUCGUAAUAAAACUGCCCACCACAACCCAAAAUCCCCAACUAGCAAUCACCCCGUGCCCAAAAAGCCCCCUACCCACCAUCAACCGAUGCCACAGACUCAUCACAACCCAACAUCAUCCUCCCCGGAGAGAACUCGGCCCAGAAGGAUGGUGGCAGGCGGAGGCUUCAAUGUUACACGUAUGGCAGCGCCGCCACGCGGGGAAAUUGGCGCCAGACUCCCUACACCUCGUCGACUUGGGAUGAUCGACGUUAAUCAACUCACCAUAGGCGGGUACCAGGAGAACGAGUCCAUGCCCAGGUGGCAAGCCAGUCCCCGUCGCCCCACUAUGACUCUACCCACUUCACCUCCGCUCCUUAGACGCUUCCUAGAUCCCCAUGCCCCCCUUUUCUGAGGGGAGCGUCCCUAUACUCCUGCCUUAUACUCUUCACUAAGGGGUUCUGCUCGCCACCUCCUGCUCUCAUUCAUCUCAGGGACUUGCAGUCAUAUACUUUUGUGAAUAACUGUAAUACAAGGAAAUCUUUGGAGCACGACAGUGGGAUCGAACCAGUGUUCUAGGUCACCCUAUAUGAGCGCCUUAACCCAUGGGCUAUGAUAUGCUAAAUACAACCUGUCCUCAUGCCAGAUUCGUUAAAGCGGCGGCCAUCUUCACCCCUAAGAUGCAUUCAUCAGUUAACAUAGUGUAUAAAAAAUAGGUUUGUUUUCAUAUGUUAAUAUUAUUAUAUAGUAAAAUUCUGUGUAUAGUUAUGUAAACCUGACGUUCGAAUAGUGUAAACCUGACGUUCGAAUAGUGUAAACCUGACGUUCGAAUAGUGUAAACCUGACGUUCGAAUAUUGUAAACCUGACGUUCGAAUAGUGUAAACCUGACGUUCGAAUAGUGUAAACCUGACGUUCGAAUAUUGUAAACCUGACGUUCGAAUAUUGUAAACCUGACGUUCGAAUAUUGUAAACCUGACGUUCGAAUAGUGUAAACCUGACGUUCGAAUAGUGUAAACCUGACGUUCGAAUAGUGUAAACCUGACGUUCGAAUAGUGUAAACCUGACGUUCGAAUAGUGUAAACCUGACGUUCGAAUAGUGUAAACCUGACGUUCGAAUAGUGUAAACCUGACGUUCGAAUAGUGUAAACCUGACGCUCGAAUAGUGUAAACCUGACGCUCGAAUAGUGUAAACCUGACGUUCGAAUAGUGUAAACCUGACGUUCGAAUAGUGUAAACCUGACGUUCGAAUAGUGUAAACCUGACGUUCGAAUAUUUCUGGAAGUGCUUCGCUGGCAACCUCUGUUAGAAUUGCAACCUUGUAAAUGCUUCACUUAUGUAUUAGAUACAAAUAAUUGCCAACAGAACCUGAACACCUGACUAUACACAGAACUUAAUUAUACAAUAUUGUGAACUUACGAGAACUUAACGUUCAAAUGAAUGAAUGUCUUUUUUGGGGACGGUUGCCGCUUUAACGAGCCUGGCGUGAAGACAGGCUGUAACCUGAAGUCCCAAACUUGUCCUCAGGAUAUUAAAGUACUUAUGCCACAUAAUGCUUAUAGUUUCUAUGUUGCAAAUGUUCACAGUUUCCCUGUGGUAGAUUCACAUUUAUGAGCUAUUACCAGGCACCAACCCUUCCUCACGUCCCAUAGUCCAAGUCCCAUAGCACCCGUCCAAUAGUACCCGUCCAAUAGUACCCGUCCCAUCGCCGUAGUCACCAGAAUAGUUUGAUCAGAUUUGAACGAUAAUUGUAAUUUUCCGUUCCCACUUCGGGUGUACUCGCCUAGUUGUGAUUAUGUGGAUUGAGCUCUGGCUCGUUGGUCCCGCCUCUCAACUGUCAAUCAACUGGUGUACAGGUUCCUG
Messenger RNA from Procambarus clarkii (red swamp crayfish), 4094 nucleotides. The record is from RefSeq and is a predicted model, not a curated record. NCBI's taxonomy places the organism in Eukaryota, Metazoa, Arthropoda, Malacostraca, Decapoda, Cambaridae.